AAUCGAUCUUUAGUCUACAAAGAGAGCUUGAGAUUGUUUCUGAAAGAUUUGUUGGUGUUAUUGGCGAUGAUUUGAUGUACAGUUGUAAAUCUAUUGUUGUCUGAGGAAGAUUCCUUGGGAUAUACUAAACAUUCAAAGAUUUAAUUUGCCUUCAUAAGACAAGGACCUUAUUCUUAUAAACAACUGACAGUAYCGAUUCUGGAGUUGAGCUUGGACGAUGUGCGAAUUGAUCUUUACAAUUGGGUGCUAAUUAAGAUAUAAGGCGUGGCCAUCUUGCUACACGGCAACAUAAAGUGUUUUGUGAUUGGUGGAUUSUUGUAGUCUUAGGUAACGUUACAAUAGGUGUACCAAUGAUAGACUUGUACUCUACUCGUGGUUGGACCGUGUCUUGGAUGUUAUUGUUUACACUACUCACUACUCAGCUGACAGAACUUCGAUAAAGGAAAAAAAGAACACACGAACUAGAUAUAAGAGCCACGCGACACACAAAUUAGCCAGUUGAUAGGCUUGUGACGGCUUGAUGUGCACACAGACCAAAUCCUCUUCAACAACCUAACUUCGAUUUUGCUUCGCCGAAAAAAAACGCCGAAGUUUUAAACUGACAGUGAGCCUUUUGGAAGUCCUGAUUAGGAAACGCAAAGAUUUCAUAACAGUUCUCUGAGGUCACUAUGCCAAGAUCUUUUCUAGUUAAGCUGAAAAAGAGCGCUUGUGUGUCUCCAUGGGAUGAUGGAGGAUCAGUUAUUCCAUGUGAAACUUCGUCCAUGUGGGAACCAAUACGAGUGGAAAUCGAGCCUGCGCAAGUAUUUAAACCCAUCAAGCUGGACCUACAUACUCUAGAUCCUCCCUGCCCAACUGGAAAAGGACAGUUUAACUCGGAUUCACAUUUCUUUAAUCCAUACAGCUUCAGUCCUUUCCAGCUCAGUCCAUACACACAUACCUAUACGACAGAACAUUCAAGCUACAAUCGCAGUUCGUCUCCAAUUUACGACAGUCAGAUCCCACAUUCUCCUGACUUUGACGGAUCACUAGUGCCAUCUCCAACGAAAAGCGACGAUGGAUUUCCAAGAGCAAGUAUUUUCGUCCCCGGGAAUGGAUUUUUAGACAUUAAACCAUCCAAGCCUCAAUCGCCAAUAACCUCGAAUACCGUUAGUACACCGGUUGGAAGAAAAAGGCGAAGUGGAGUUCCCAAGACAUUUACUUGUGAAGUUUGCGGCAAAGUGUUCAACGCGCAUUACAAUCUGACCCGACAUAUGCCAGUUCAUACAGGCGCACGUCCCUUCAAAUGCAAGAUAUGUGGAAAGGGAUUUCGACAGGCCAGCACACUCUGUCGCCAUAAAAUUAUUCACACCAAAGAAAAACCCCACAAGUGCAACAUUUGUGACAAAGCUUUCAACCGCUCGUCAACUUUGAACACUCAUAUAAGAAUUCACGCAGGCUACAAGCCGUUUGUAUGUGAUAUUUGCGGGAAAGGAUUUCAUCAGAAAGGGAACUAUAAAAAUCAUCGUUUGACGCACACUGGAGAGAAGCCAUUUAAGUGUCAUAUCUGUGGCAAAGCAUUCCAUCAAGUCUACAAUUUAACAUUUCAUAUGCAUACGCAUAACGACAAGAAACCUUUUACAUGCAAAGAGUGCGGUAAAGGUUUCUGCAGGAACUUUGAUUUGAAGAAACACGUUCGAAAAUUGCACGAGAAUAAGCAAACCCAAGUUGCCAGCGAGUAAAUUUGUUUGUUAACAAACUCAAUUAAUCAAAACUUACCGAAUGUAUUAGAUCAAAAAAUGUUUCUUAACACAAACUUUAUUGAAUAUUGUAUAUAGUUAGCGUGUACAAACUGAUAUGAAUUGUGAAUAUGAUAUAGUUCUAAUCGUUCAGCUGAAUGUAAAUAUGACUGUACGAGGUGGCACGUGCAUGAACAAUACAGACGGAAUAGCCAGUACAAAGGCAAUGACAUUAAGAGUGAAGCGUCUCAACUAUUUAGCAACUUUAUAACGUAUUUCACGGAAAUGAAUGUAAAUUUAUCAGGAAGACAAGUUAAUAAAAUCUAUUCAAAUAGUA
Messenger RNA from Exaiptasia diaphana, 2052 nucleotides. RefSeq names its product fez family zinc finger protein 2. Bases 669 to 1718 code for a protein of 349 amino acids. Gene Ontology annotation, cellular component: nucleus. Lineage: Eukaryota; Metazoa; Cnidaria; Anthozoa; Actiniaria; Aiptasiidae. The record is from RefSeq and is a predicted model, not a curated record. The transcript has 3 exons.